This is a messenger RNA of Schistosoma curassoni, 4691 nucleotides long. The record is from the annotation of a GenBank genome assembly. NCBI's taxonomy places the organism in Eukaryota, Metazoa, Platyhelminthes, Trematoda, Strigeidida, Schistosomatidae.
AUCAGGUAGGCGUUUAAAGAGUCAUACAAAUUGCUUUGUGUAUGAGGCUAAGUAUAUUUUGAUCGGUAUUAUCAGUAAUAUUGUAUUGACUACGCGUGCAUGCAAUUUGGGAAGUAUUUUUAACCGAUGUCUGCAUACGAUCCAUUCAGUAUUCAUAAUGGAGGUACUCAUACUUUCAAUGGGACAGAAACUAUCAGUCGGAUGGUGGUGGAUGGAAAUUAUAUUGAUGGAUCUUGGGAAUUAUCUGUUCGCGUUGAAGACAUAAACACAAAUGUUUCAGUACGUGUUUCGGGUGAUCUGCCACUGGGUGGUUUGAUGCAUCUAAUUGUCGAAAAAGUGAAGUUACAACAAAGUUGGUCAGAUCAUGCAAUAUGGUGGGUCGAUAGAAAUGUAUGGCUUUUGCAGAGCCGGACAACAUUGGAUCAAUAUGGAAUUCAGUCGGAUGCUAGAUUGGUGUUUCAUCGUAUGCAUAACGAUGUUCAAAUAGUUUUACCCUCUUUAACUCCUCUAGUACUUCGUGUCAAUUAUGCCGCCCGGUUGUUUACUGUGGUUCGGGAUAUAUGUAAAGAACUAAACAUACGACAUUCGGAGGAAUUAUCUUUAACACUUCCUAUCACUAAAAAUAUGCUUAAAACAAAUUGCCCAUUACCGACUAUUCGUCCAGGCUUGCGACGUCCUGGUUUGCCCAAUCCAAGAAAUGAUCAAUCUUCUGUUAAAUCGAAGUUCCCUUCACCUGCGUCUUCAAUUUAUCCUACAGUUGAUGGACAAAAAAUUAAUCCGUAUAACACAUUGAAUUCAAAUGCUGGUACAAUAAUGCGAUUUAAAUCUGAUAACUCGUUAGAUCAAGAAAGACUUGAUUUCGCUCGCUAUGCUGACUGUUCAUUGAGACGUUCUGCAAAAGCAGUGUUUGCCGAUCGCUGGUUAAUGAAACCCAAGAAUUUAGUUCAAAAAGCACGGCUGAACAGUGGAUGGUUAGACUCAUCUCGGUCACUUCUAGAACAAGGGAUUAAACCAUCAUCUUUGGAACCCGAUAGUCAUAGUCCAUCUAGCCCUCCAACUUUAUAUCUGUGCUUCAAAUAUUUCACUUUCUACGAUGUGAUUUUGAAAUAUGACGCUGUUCGUAUUCAUCAGCUUUAUGAACAAGCUCGGUGGUCUCUUCUGUCUGGCCAGUUUGAUUGUACAGAGGAUGAGAUGGUUGUUUUUGCCGCCUAUCAGCUGCAAGCCGAGUUACAGUCUGCUGCUGUCAAUCAGCACUUAUGUAUCACAAACUUCCCAGAUAUGAAUAAUACAAAUCCUUAUUCAACUUUAGGUGCUUGUACAACUGUGAGUUCUAAUUAUGUAAAUCGUAGUCCAGUUCAUGCUACUUCGAGUCCCGACUUGGCAAAAAAGCACUAUCCGCUUUAUAAUAGUGGUGGGUCAGUUUCACAGUUACCUCGGAAUUUAUCUCCAAUCAGUUCAGCUUUGGUGGAUGAAAUACCGAGUAAUGUACAUAACGUAGGUGGUGUAGACGAAGUAGAUGAACUCCUGUCAGAACUGGAACAAUCGUGUGGAGUCGCCGACGAGUCUGAACCAGUAUCACGUACUCUACAAAAUGCGAUUCGACCAACUGGCCAUGAUAUGACGGAUACUUCUGAAGUACCUAGUCUUGAAGGUUCGAUUAAAGUAUUCCGAGAUCGCUCUCGCCUCCUAAAACGUUACAAAGCGUACUGGGCUGUUAUUGUAGAAGCUCGUCUGUAUUUAUUCAAAAAUAAAACACAAACAAAAGAAUGCUUAGCUGAGUAUUCACUUCGCGAUUGUACAGUCAGUUUUGAUGUGAGUGUUGCACAUCAAAAGUACAUAAUCAAACUAUCAGUUCCUUCUAUAUUGGAUCAAAAGACAAGUAAUGGUUCUCCUCUCACUCCUUCGGGUAACUCCUCUACACCUAGGGAAUUAUGCUCUACGCGAGAAGAAAUAUGGUUGAAGUUUGAUUCAGGUGAACAAUAUGCUUGUUGGUUAGCUGCAUGUCGUCUUGGUUCUAGGGGGAAAACAUUGGCAAGUAAGGUAGCCUACAGUAAAGAAGUUGAAGCUACGUUAGAAUUACUCAAACUUCAGAUGCCUGGACCAUCUCCAGCUAUGUCACUUUCAGAAUCUACAGCCUAUUUGGGUGAUUUGACAGAUUUCUGUAAUGAACGUAUUAUUCGAAAGGCACGUUCUAAAGAUACUCUAAGACAACGUAUCACUGAAGCUCAUGUAAACAUUCGUGAUCUUGGUUUAUUAGAAGCUAAAUAUAAAUAUAUUCAAACCUGGCAACGACUGACUGAAUUCGGUCGAAGUUACUUUAUUGUACAGUUUGAACGUGGGUUACUAGGAUUGCCAAAUACAAAUAGUGGAGGGUUAUUCAGUACUCCAAUGGAUGACAUUAUAGCCAUCUGUCAGGGUCGUAUUGAGGUUGUUUCUCCACAAACAGGCGAAGUUUUAUUAACUUGGAAUUUUUCUGAUCUACGUUCAUGGAAUGUUAAUUGGGAUGCUGAAAAAGUCAUUUUAGAGUUUCGCAAUUCACAGGUAACAUUUCGACCAUUGUCGACCAACUGUAAGACAAUCGUAGAAUUUAUUGGUGGGUACGUAUUUCUUAGUCAGCGCAAUUUAGAAAAAAGUCAAGAAGUUAAUGAACGUCUAUUUCAUCGCUUGACUGGUGCAAAUGAUUGAAUUCCUGAUUUUUUGUUAAUAUCUAGAAAUAACAUAUGCUGUUGCUUAAUUUCAAGUUUGUCACUUUCACACUCACUUUAUUGUCGCUUCCAACAAAGGGAAAUCCGAAAAUAUUUUGGUGACUUUUACAUUCUCAGUACUAUCAGUUCAUUUGAUUAGACAAGCGCAGGAUUGGAUUUAUAUUCUAUUUCAAAGACUGCUAUUUUCUACAUAAAUUCUCAAGUAAGCUAUUACCUUCAUUAUUAUCUGGCACUGCUAAAUGUGAGAUUUUUUUUAUUGCUGCUAUCGUUUAAUCACCAUUAUUAUCGUUAUUGUUAUAACUAUUAUUAUUAUUAUUAUUCAUUUCAAAUUCUGAUCAAUGAUUGAAGCUUUUUCUGUGUCCACUUCUCACAGUUGAAUUUAUUCCGUUUUUUUCUUCUCCAGUUUAACUGUCAGUAUUACCACUGUACAUUGAACAAAGUACUAUGUGGAAUUUAAAUAAUAGUAUUAAAUUCUAAUAAUUAUAUUCCAUUGUCUUUCAGAAUAAGCUUUGCACUUUUCUGUAAUUUUAAAUGUUGCCUUAUUGAUUUUAUGAGUAUACUAUGUUUGUGUUUAUAUAUCCAUAUGUGUUUUUAUGUCUAUCGUAUUUUAAAGGCGAUACCUAUGCAUGUAUAUGGAUGAAUUAAUCUAUCGUUUAGCAGCCGCUAUUUUUAAAUUGCUUUCUUUUGCAAGCAUUUCUCCAUUUGGCUAUAUGUUGGUCUGUUCGAUACAAGUAGUGAAGCAACGUCACUAACACUAUCCUACUAAAUAGAAAAAUUUUAUAGCUCAGUGUUAACUUGUUCGUCAUGAAGCCCAAAGGUUCUGUGUUCGAUACUAUAUUGGUUUGAGGGUGUAUCCUAUUGAGAUGUCUUGUAUUAGGACACGACAAUUGUCCAGUGUUUAUCAAUUCUUGGUGUUUUUCCAAUUCAUCUCAAUACAUGAAAACUGGCCUCAGAAACAAUUGAAUCAGUUUUGACAGUGAUAGACAAUGGAAUAAAAGAAAUUUACCUCCUCUUUAGGUGCAAUAAUUUCAGGAAACCUGAGUCUCUAUUUAAAAACACUGAGUACUAUAAAAAGAAAUGCAAUUAGAUUAUACGAGAUAACAAAGAUUGAGAAAGUAAAGUGAUAUUGAGCCGUUGUUAUCAAUGGAGUUGAUAGGAAAUCCGUUCUAAAGAGAUGAACAUAACAAUUCUAAAAAUGAAUUGUCGUAAACUUACUUCAGGUCCGAACAUUGUGUUUGCGGGUAACAGAGGCAAAGACAUUUCAUCAUUAACAUCUCUUGAGUCAAGAAGAAAGCUUGAUAGCCCACUACCAUGUGGUCCACCAGGAGUUAACUGAUUAGACUUCAACAUACUGAGAUGCUCGAAUUUGCUGUUUAACUGUUUAUAACCUUGGUUAUGAAUGCAAUCAAAUGAAUGAAUGGAUGUAAUAUCAAUUGGAAAUAAAGGCAAUGAAUUUUUGAGUGAGUUUUUACUGCUAUCCACCUUUCCUUCAAACGUAUCAAACUUUGUCAGAAAAUUGUCCAGAUUGAAACCAACUUGUUUAAGCCACCAAAUAGGUGAUGUCAUAGCUUUACGAAGUUCUGCAAAGAGACCAUUCGGGCCAGUUCCUAACGCUUCUUGUUCAGUCAGACCCCAUUUGUGAGUAUCUAAUACUGAUGGAUCACGUUUAACAUUCGAAAGUCGAGUGGAAAUAAGGCCUCGCCAAUCCGGACUAGUAAAUGUUGCACCAAGAGGAUCAUAUGCACGACUAGUUGGUGGACAGAAAAGAAAUCCAGUAUGAAAAUCGGUAAUGCACGAGGCCUGACCCAGUGGUAAAUCAACUUCUUCAAUAAGGGCACGUGUGAAGAAAUUGUUGCGGCUAGAUAAUGUUAGACGUCGACUUCCUGUAGCGGAGUAUUCAGCAGCCCAUGCCAACUGAGGAUAGAGCAUAAAAAAUAUUGAUAUUAAAAAAAAGCAUAACAUGAAUACAUAAAUUUCAUUUUUAAC